Messenger RNA from Xiphophorus hellerii (green swordtail), 14297 nucleotides. RefSeq names its product transmembrane protein KIAA1109 homolog. Lineage: Eukaryota; Metazoa; Chordata; Actinopteri; Cyprinodontiformes; Poeciliidae. Gene Ontology annotation, biological process: synaptic vesicle endocytosis. The record is from RefSeq and is a predicted model, not a curated record.
GCUGAAGAUGAGGGCUUUUCUCCUUCCCGUCUCCCUGCAGGCUACUCCCCCAACAUCAAAGGCCAGCUGCUGCACGUGGACACCACCAGCAGCAUGCAGUACCGGACGCUGCUGGAGGCCGAGAUGCUGGCGUUCCACGUGAUCGCCAGUUACCCCUGCGUGUGGAACAUGCCCCAGUCCUGGCAGUGCGAGAUCGAGGUCUACAAGGCCACGUACCACUUUAUCUACGCCCAGAAGAACUUCUUCACAGAUCUGAUCAAGGACUGGGCAAGCGACAGCGCGCCGGAUAUCUACUCCUUUGUUCCGUAUUCCUGGAAGUUUAAGAUCUUAUUCCACCAGUUUGAGAUGAUUUGGGCGGCGAACCAACACAACUGGAUCGACUGCUCCACCAAGCAGCAGGAGAACGUGUACCUGGCGGCCUGCGAGACGCUCAACAUCGACUUCACGCUUCCUUUCACCGAGUUCGUCCCCGCCACCUGCCACACCCGCUUCAGCCUGAGGGCCGAGGACACGGACAUGCGGCUGUCGCUACCAGAGUGCCAUCCCAGCCGCCUACCACUGCUCACCCUGGCCAAGGACUACCAGAGCGUCAAGCUGCCCGGCGAUGGCGCGGCGUCCGGAGACGGCCAGGGAGCCCCGUCCUCCAAAACCAGCAAGCCGCGCUGGAGGAACAUCACCAAAGCAGAGGCCGGCUGGGUGGACUGCUGGAGCGUCCCAAACUUCCUGCUCAUCAUCGACUACACAUGGCAUCCCAUCUACCAGAAGGCGGACGAGCAGCUCAAGCAGUCGUUCUCAGAGAUAGAGGAGUCCAUGCUGUCUGCGAUCCGCCCCCCCGACCAGGGCGCGGCGCCACGUUUCCCCUGCGGCGCCGCCCCGGCCGCGCGGCUCUCCGCCGACCCGUCGGACCUGCCGCCCGACCGGCUGCAGGUGGAGAUGGAAAUGUCUCCGGACUCCCAGAUCCUCCUGUACGGGCCUCUGCUGCGUGCCCUCAUCGCCAUCAAGGAGAACUACUUCGGGGAGGACGACAUGUACACGGACUUUGAGGAGGCCGUGUCCAGCCCGGUGCCGUCCUCGGCCACCUCGUCGGGCCUCGGCUACUCUUCGUCUCCUGGCGCGGAGGACGGCGCACACGGCCACCCCCUGGACCUGCGGCCCUGGGAUAUCACCGUACUGAUCAACCUCUACAAGGUCCACGGCCGGCUGCCAGUGCACUGCAGCAGUGAAGGUCCAGAAGGCCCGUCCGGCUUCCUGGAGCGCCUCUGCUUCGAGAUGAAGAAAGGCUACAAGGAGACGAUGCUGCAGAUGAUCCUGUCGCCCAUUCACAUCUUCGUCAGCGACAACUACCAGCGCCCCACGGCGGACGGCGUGCUGAGAGACGGACACCUGAGUCUGUCCGGGCUGCAGAUGAGGGCGCACGCCAUGUUUUCAGCUCAGGGUCUCCCUCUGGGCAGCGACACGCUGGAGUACGCUUGGCUCAUCGACAUGCAGGCCGGGGCGCUGACCGGCAGGGUCACGGUUCCUCAGCUGGCUAGCAUGGUUGAGUGGGCAGAGACGUUCGUUUUCCACGUGGUUUCCAGAGAGUUCCAGCUGGAGCAACCCAAACCCUCCAUCAUCUGCCAGCACGGCGUGGACCGCCGCAUCUGUGCUGACAAGCUGGGCCGCCUGCCUGGCCACUGCCGCACCUCCGAGGAGCUGAAGUACACCAUGACCCGUCUGGCGCUGGACGGAGUCGACCUCUUCGUCGUGGAGCACGGCUGUGCCGCCAGCGUCAAGACGGCCGCCGUCCGGGUCGCCACCUGCAACCUGCACAAUCAGGCGGUGGGGGAGGGCAUCAGCGCCGUGGUGCAGGACGUCAACAUGCGGCAGUACAUCGAGCAGCAGCAGCCGGGUCAGGGGCAGCCUCCCCUGCUGCGCCGCUCCGUCUGGCUGGAGGCGGGCUCCGUCAACCUCAACCUCAUCACGGCAGACAUCGCGCUGGCGGCCGACCACCCAGCCAAGUGUGACGUCCAGAGACACUUCCUGGAGCUGCACGACGCGCAGACCAGAAGGCUCUGGUUUCUGUGGCCCGAUGACGCCAGCCUGCGCAGUAAGCGCAGCCGGAACCGCUGCGGCUGCCUGGGUGGCUGCAGGUUCUUCGGAGGAACCAACAUGGGUCUGGAUUUCUUCAGGCUGGAGGAGCUGACACCGUCGUCCUCGUCUGCCUUCUCCUCUUCCAGCGCCGAGUCCGACAUGAGCUAUGGUCAGUCGCUGCUGCAGCCCACCGAGUGGAUCGUCACCAAGGAGACGCCCAAAGUGGACGGUAAAGUGGUCGGGCUGAAGCGGGACACGCACUCCCCCUGCCUGCCACCGGAGGUGCCAGAGAGGCGCGGCCAGCAGCACCUGAGCCUCCAGGUGCCCCAGCGCUCCCACAGCUCCGCCUCCUCCUCCGAGGAGAACAGCUCCUCCAGCGCCGCGCUGCCCCUGCUGGCAGGAGAGAGAGACUCGCCGCCUCCUAGCGCCGAGGAGCGCCGCUUCCCUCUCAGCGCCAGAACCCACGCCGACGCGCUGGGCGACGUCCCCGAGGCGUCCCCCCUGUCCCCCGGCUCCCAGGACCGCGCCUCGGUGCGUUCGCCGCUCUGCUCGCCGCUGCGCCGCCAGUCUUCGGUCCAUUCGGGUCGGCUGGGCAGCACCAAGAGCCUGUCGGCCGCCGUGUUCGCCGACAAGCCGCCAGUCGCUAUGACCUCCGCCGGCGGUGGCGGCGGAGGCGUCCAAUUCAGCAGCGAGGUUUCGCGUAGCGACGAGAACGUCCUGGACUCGCCCCGGCAGCGGCGCAGCUACGGCUCGUUCCCCUUCACGCCGUCGGCCGACUCCAGCACCUUCCACCAGUACCGCUCGGCCGACUCCAGCAUGUCGGUGGCCGAGAGCGAGGCCUACUUCUCCGCCACCGAGGACUUCGAGCCGAUCAGCAGCGCCGACGAGGGGCCCGGCACGUACCCGGGUCGCAAGAAGAAGAGGCGGCAGCAGAUGCAGCAGCCGCAGCAGCCGCCGUACCACAUGGAGAGCUACAGCCGCAGCUCAAUCUACCACAGCGUGGAGGGGCCUCUGACCUACGUCCUGAACGGGGAGCUGAUCACGGAGCCCCGCCCCCCGCCGCCGCCCCAGCCGCUGGCCGCCCACCCGUCCCAGGCCUCCUUCGUGUCGGCGCUGGCCAUGGAGGAGGAGAGUUCUGUGGAGGCGGAGAAGACGGCCGAGCCCGGCCCGGUGACCCGGCAGCCUCACGUCAUGGCCUGCUACCAGAACUACCUGGCCCACUACCAGGUGUCCAACUGGUCCGUCAAGCAGCCGACCAACAAGAGAACCUCCAAGUCGUCUCUGCACCGGCCACUGGACCUGGACACGCCCACCAGCGAGGAAAGCUCCGCCUCCUUUGACCAGCUGGCUGUGCCCGGCUUCAAGGUGAUCAAGCCGGGCCUGUCGGCCACCUCCCUGCUGGACCGCGGGCUCCAGCUGAUGGGCGACAACACCAGCACGCCGUACACGCCGCUGGAUAAAAGAGCCAUGGAGAACACGGACGAGGACACGACGACGGACGACUGGUCGCUGGAGCAGCCGCUGGCUCAGACCAGAACCACGGCCAUCGUGGAGGUGAAAGGCGCCGUCAACGUGGUUCUGACGCCGCUGGUGGCCGAGUCCCUGGACAGAUACAUCGAGUCCAUGGUCCACUUCGAAAGCGUCCGGCACCCGGCGGCCAUCUUGGACGACCUGCACGGUAAAGUGCUGACCGAGGCGUAUCAGAUCAGCAAGUCCACGGUGGCCGAGUCGAGUCAGACGGCCAAGCCGGAGCAAAAGCUGUCCAAGCCGGACGCCGCCACCCUGACCUCCAGCGGACAGACGGAGCUGUCCGUCAAACCCGACAACGUCAAGAUAAAGGGGCUCCAGGCCAACGUCUCCAUCCCAAAGGUGAACCUUUGCCUCCUGCAGGCCUCCGUAGAGGAAGGCUCCCCGUCCGCUAAAUGCGUCCCACACGUGUCUCUGGUGGCGCUGUGCUUCGACCGGAUCGCCACCCAGUUCAGGAUGAACCGGGGGAUCGUUGAGGAGACACCGAACGCCACCGAACAUGGCCGACCAUCCGUCAUGUUGGAGAAGUACGCGUCGGCCACCAAGAUGCAGCCGCAGUCGUCCGGGUCGCUGCGCUCCAACGCCGGCAUCGAGAAGGGCAAAGAGAUCGCUGCCAGGCUGAACGUCCACCGGAUCCACAGCCAGCUGCGCGGACUGGACUCCACAGACGUGGGGACGUUCGCCAUCACCGCCAUCCCGUUCGAGAAGUCCAAGGUUCUGUUCGGCCUGGAGGACCUGGACGAGUUCUCCCUGGUGGACGAGACGGACGGCCAGGCGGCGCCGAGCGACCCGACUCGCACCGCUGCCUCGCUGGAGAAAUGGGGCUGGAUCAUGUUCGAAUGCGGCAUCGAGAACCUCACUAUCAAAGGCGGCCGUCAGUCCGGCGCCGUUCUCUACAACGCCUUCGGCGUCAUGGGACACUCGGACGGCGGCGGGAAGACCGGGACCGGCAAGUCCAACGGCUCCACAGGAUCCCAGACCGGGAGCGGCUACAGCACCGACGUUUCCGACGACAACCUGCCCAACGACGUCAUCAGCCCCAACUCUGACGCCAACGACAACUCGGACUCGGACGAGCAGGAUGAAGGCGUGGAGUCUGACGACCUGAAGAAAGAUCUCCCCCUGAUGCCGCCGCCGCCCGACUCCAGCAGCAUGAAGCUAACCAUCAGGGAGAUCUGGUUCAGCUUCGCUGCUCCCACCAACGUCCGCUCAGCGUCCCAGACCAUGUCCAGGCAACUGAACCUGCUGAGCACCGCCACCCCGGCCAUCGGCGCCUGGCUUGUCCCCAUCGACCAGCUCAAGUCGUCGCUACGGAAACUGGACAUGGAGGGAACGCUGCGCGUCUGCGCCGUCAUGGGCUGCAUCAUGACGGAGGCUCUGGAGAAGAAGAGCAUCCACAUCCCGAUCCGCAGCAAGUACAACCGGGUGACGAAGCGCGCCCGCUACCUGCACGAGAAUCCGUCCUGCAUGCUGUGCAACAUCCUGCACCGCUACUUGCAGCAGGCCGACUAUGCCGUCAUCGAGGAGGCCACCAUGAACGACGGUGUUCCGGCCCUGGUGACGCUGAAGAAGGGUCUGGUGGCUCUGGCCCGGCAGUGGAUGAAGUUCAUUGUUGUGACUCAGGGCUUCAAGGCCAUCGGCCUGAUGGGUCCUAGCCAGAUCGCCAAGCCCAGAGAGGCCCAGCAGAACCAGCCUGACCCGGUACUGGGCCUGGAUAACGGCGCCGCGCUGCACAGCGACACCAGCGCCGACGGAGCGGAGUUCGAGUUCGAUGCAGCCACAGUGAGUGAACACACCAUGCUGCUGGAAGGAGCCUGCAGCCGCCCCCCUCCCAAGGAGGCCAGCACCGGCCCGGUCAGCGGCGUUGAGAUCAUGAGGAAGCUUUCCAAGUCCCACACGCACAACGAGUCUGCCCACAGGAUAAAGGGUUCGCAUCCCUACCAGUCGCUGAGCUACACCAGCGGCGACACAGCGGCCGACUCGCCGGCCCACGUGAGCCGCGGCGGCGGGCCGCCAGCCAGGGACAGCCCGCGCAAGGAGAGCCUGCUGAGCAACCUGACGGGCAGCUUCCGCAGCCUGCACAACCUGCUGGAGGGAACGCCGCAGCGGAGCGACACGGCCGCCGCCGCCAAGAGCGGCUCCCUCACACGCACAGGGACGGACAUGCUGACCGAACAUCCGCUGCUGUCCGAGCCGUCCUCCGUCAGCUUCUACAACUGGAUGUCCAACGCCGUGGGGAACCGGGCCGGCUCCGCGUCAAACGACUCCCCGCUCAGUCGCUCCCAGCCAGGCGGAACCUGCACCCUGCCCACCAUCCCCUCGGCGUCGGACUUCAACACGGUUCUGUCCAGUGACCAGAACACGCUGGAUGGGACGCACUCCCAGCACAGCACCAGUCAGGACGACCUGGUGGACGUGGAGGAGGGGAACCAGUGUCCAGCCGCCGUGCAGCUGGCUGACGCUCAGGUUGUCUUCAAGCCCUUGCUGGGCUACAUCGGCAUCCAGGCGCAGGACGCCACUCCCCUCAGCUACAAGAUGUACUUUGGAGAACAUUUGUCGUUUUCGGGCAACCUGGAGUGUCUGCGAGCCGACAUCGUGGACUCCGACACGACCAAGGAGCGGAAAAACAAGAAGUCUAGGAGGCAGGGCACCGUCAACCUUCCCCCGCUGGAGUUCAAGCCCGCCCUGCUGAUCGAGACCUUCAGUGUCAAUGCCGUGGUGAUGGAGAAGUCCGCCAGCGCCCCCCAGGGGGCGCCGCUCUCCUUCCACGACCUGAACCGCCGCCACUACAACACCUUCCACUGCGACUUCACCACAGCCUGCCAGGCCAUCAGCCAGCGCGUCGACAUGGCACUGGUGCGCCUCAUCCACCAGUUCAGCACCAUGAUCGACGACAUCAAGGCCACGCAGACCGACAUCAAGCUGAGCCGCUACACCGCUGGCUCCACCUCCCCCACCCCCACCUUCAGGGCCCGCCCCUACCGCCACAUCCUGUCCUCCGACUUCAGCCGCAGCUCCCGCGGCAGCCUGAACGGCACGGGCCGCUGCGCCACGCAGACGCUGAAGAGCAAAAGAGGAGGAGGGGCGGGGCUUCCCUCCAACGGGCCGCCGUCCAGCAUCGACACGCUAGGGCGGCGGGAACCCCGAGGACGCAGCUCGCUGGGGCGCUCGGAGCGCCGCACCUCCAAGGUGUCCAGAAAGGGCUCCCGGGACGUGGCGGACCACAUGCCGAUCCAGAUGGACGACUCGGACUCCAUCACGGUGUCGGAGCAGAGCGAGCCGUCGGCAGAGUGCUGGCAGAACAUGUACAAGCUGCUCAACUUCUACUCCCUGAUCUCCGACCCGACCGGCAUCCUGGAGAAGAGUUCGCCGGAGAACUGCAUCUCAGAGGGCGGGCGGCGGCCGUCGGAGUCGCUCUGUAAGGUCAUCUUUGAGAACGAGAACGAGCAGCCGGAGCCGGCUACACCUGGCAGGCCACCUGGGGCUGCGGGCGGGCGGCGGCGCAGCCUGGUGAGCGGCGAGCCGCAGCACGUCACGCUGAUCGUGUUCGGCAUCGGCAUGGUGAACCGCACUCACCUGGAGGCCGACAUCGGCGGCCUGACCAUGGAGGCGGAGCUUAAGAAGAUCCACGGGUCGUUCACGCUGAAGGAGAAGAUGAAGGAUAUUCUCCACCAGAAGAUGACGGAGACGUGCGCGUCGGCUCACAUCGGAGGAGUGAACAUCGUUCUGUUGGAGGGAAUCACGCCGGACAUUCAACUGGAGGACUUCCCCACGUCUCCCACCAGCACGGCUAAGCAGGAGUUUCUGACCGUCGUCAAGUGCACCAUCGCCAAGUCGCAGGCGCUGUACAGCGCCCAGCGGGGCCUGAGGACCAACAACGCCGCCGUCUUCAAGGUGGGCUCCAUCAUGAUCAACAUCCCGCAGCACCCGGCCACGCUGCACAGCAUGAUGGUCCGCAGCUCCCACCAGCUCUCCAAGCAGAUCUCCGACCUCAUCCGCCAGCCCGCCAACACCCAACCGAACCGCGAGGACACGCCGACGCCCCAGCCGCCGGACAAGGCGUCCAGCAUCAACCAGACGCCGGUGGAGGCCAACGAGUUCCCCCAGCUGCCCGAGGGCCUGGAGAAGAAGCCCAUCGUCCUCAAGUUCAGCGCCAUGAUGGACGGCAUCACCAUCGGCGCCGCCCUGCUGCCCUCGCUCAAAGCAGAGUACAAGAUGGGGGCGGUGAAGAGCCACGGCAUGACAGGAGCUCAGACCAGCUUCACCUUCGAGCUGCCAAGCCACAAGCUGUGCUUCCAGUCCAAGGUGUCCCCGGUGGACAUGUCCACCAUGUCCCCGUCCGCCAGCCUGUCCCUGCCGCCCGUCACCAUGUCGGGGGAGUACAUCAUGGAGGACCACGAGAGCCACUCCGACCAGAGCUGGGCCCCCGACGACUUCCCGGCCAAGCAGGGCAACUACCUGCAGGGCAACUACCUGCGAUGCGUCGCUGAGAUCGGCUCGUUUGAACACAACCUGACGACGGACCUGCUGAACCACCUGGUGUUCCUGCAGAAGGUCUUCAUGAAGGAAGUCAACGAAGUCAUCCAGAAGGUUUCAGGAGGCGAACAGCCGAUCCCGCUGUGGAACGAACACGACUCGUCCACGGACGCAGACAAGCCCAAGAUCCUGCUCUACUCCCUCAGCCUAAUGUUCAAGGGGAUCCAGAUGACGGCCACCACGCCGUCGAUGCGGGCCGUGCGCUUCGAGACGGGCCUGAUCGAGCUGGAGCUGUCCAACCGGAUCCAGUGCAAGGCUCAACCCGGAGGCAGCAGCAGCUACCUGAAGCUGUUCGGCAAGUGCCAGGUGGACCUGAACCUGGCGCUGGGGCAGAUCGUCAAGCACCAGGUUUACGAAGAGGCCGGCUCAGACUUCCACCAGGUGGCGUACUUCCGGACCCGGAUCGGUCUGAGGAACGCGCUGCAGGAGGAGAUCAGCGGCUCGUCGGACAAGGAGGCGGUUCUGAUUACUCUGAACCGGCCCAUCGUGUUCGCUCAGCCGGUGGCGUUCGACAGAGCCGUGCUCUUCUGGCUGAACUACAAGGCAGCGUACGACAACUGGAACGAGCAGCGGCUGGCGCUCAACAAGGACAUCCACAUGGCCACCAAGGAGGUGGUGGACAAGCUGCCGGGCAUCCAGCAGACCUCGGCCCAGGCCUUCAGCACCCUGUUCCUGCAGCUCACCGUCAACGACCUGGGCAUCUGCCUGCCCAUCACCAACGCUUCACAGGCCAACCACAGCAUCGACUUCGACACGGGCUCGGCUCUGGUUCUGACCAUCGAGAGCACGCUGAUCACCGCCUGCUCCUCCGAGUCUCUGGUGAGCAAAGGUCACUUCAAGAACUUCUGCAUCCGCUUUGCCGAAGGCUUUGAGACGUCCUGGGACGACUGGAAGCCCGAAGUCCGGGGAGACCUCGUCAUGAACGCAUGCGUCGUCCCUGACGGGACGUAUGAAGUCUGCUCCAGGACCACGGGCCAGCCGUCUGCAGAGAGCAGCAGCGCCGGUACCUGGACGCUCAACGUUCUGUGGAAAAUGUGCGGCAUUGACGUCCACAUGGACCCGAACAUCGGCAAGCGGCUGAACGCCCUGGGCAACACGCUGACGUCGCUGACGGGGGAGGAGGACGCCGACGACAUCGCCGACCAGAACUCGGUGAACAUGGGAGACCUGUCGGACGAGGACGAAGCCGACACCAUGUUGCCCACCGUCCACACGGAGAACUUUGACCCCCGGCGGCAGGCGACGUGCGGCGCGGCGCUGGACGCCCGCGGCAGGAAGGUCACCAAGAGGGUGGUGGACAUCCGGGAGCUGAAUGAACAGGCCAAGGUCAUCGACGACCUGAAGAAGCUGGGCGCCAGCGAGGGAACCAUCAACCAGGAGAUCCAGCGCUACCAGCAGUUGGAGUCGGUGGCCGUCCAGGACAUCAGGAGAGACGUCAGGAAGAAGCUGCGGCGCUCCAGCAUGAGGGCCGCCUCCCUGAAGGAUAAGUGGGGCCUCGGCUACAAACCCAGCUACAGCCGCUCCAAAAGCAUCUCGGCGGCGGCGGGCCGGCCGCCUCAAAAACGGAUCGAACGCCAGAGCUCUAAGGUCGGGGAUGUGGAUGAUUUCCCAGAAGUUCGUGUGGACGUGUCCGCUCCUUCGCCUCGCGUCACCUUCAACAUCCAUGACCAGUUUCCCGAGGAGUCCGAGUGCGAUCUGUUGUCCAUCACCAUCGACGACCCAUCCCAUCCUCAUCAUCACCUUCACCUCCAUCCUCCAUCCUCUGCGGAGGGCCAGCAGUCGGUGUUCAGUGCCCCCGCCACGCCCGCUGUCUUCUCACCCGUCGUUCCCUUCCAGCACUACGACUCCAGGCGCGACGACCUGUCCUCUUCGUCCUCCGAGGACUCGGAGAAGGAGGACGAGUUCGAGAGACCGUCGAGCUACCGCCGGCCGCUCCAUCCGUCCCAUAAGAAGCCGUCGGGCUUCUCGGCCGUCAGCCAGCUGUUCAGCGAACGCUGGCCCGGCACGCCAGCCAGCCGCAGCUUCAGCAGCCCGGCGCCGGAGAAGAACAUCGACUUCGAACUGGACGUGCGCGUGGAGAUCGACAGCGGGAAGUGCGUCCUUCACCCCACCACUCAGCAGUCGGAGCAUGAGGACGUCGCCCUGCGCAGGAGCUGCGACCGCAUCCUGAGGAGUCUGGACCAGGAUUCUCCUCCCAAGAAGAAGAAGCUGCAGCCGGCCUACAGCUCCUCCACUCACCUCCUGGCCGGGAAGAAAGGCCCUGCCACCCUGCAGACCAAGUCCAACGACCUGGAGACGACGGUGUUCUACAUCCCCGGCGUAGACGUGAAGCUGCACUACAACUCCAAGACGCUGAAGACGGAUUCUCCCAACGCCUCGCGGGGAUCCUCUCUGCCCCGCACGCUCUCCAAAGAGUCCAAGCUGUAUGGUAUGAAAGAAAGUGGCCCAAACCCCCCCAAUGCUGUCCACUGCAAGACUAACUCGCUCCUACCUCCCCCACCCCCACCUGUUGCUGCAGCCAAAGGGAAGGGCGUUGGUGGGGUGAAGACAGCCAAGCUGUACGCCUGGGUGGCGCUUCAGACUCUGCCGGAGGAAAUGGUCAUCAGUCCGUGUCUGCUGGACUUCCUGGAAAAAGCUCUGGAGACCAUUCCCAUCACGCCGGUGGACCGGAGCUACGCAGCCACGGCAACCCAGGAGGAGGACAUGGGUCAGUUCGACCCGGUGGACCCGCUGGAGGAGUCCUCCGCCUCGCUGGUCUCCUCCUCCACCUCGGCCUACUCCUCGUUCCCGGUGGAUGUGGUCGUCUACGUCAGAGUCCAGCCCUCUCAGAUCCGCUUCAGCUGCCUGCCCAUGUCCAGGGUGGAGUGCAUGCUGAAGCUGCCGUCGCUGGACCUGGUGUUCUCCUCCAACCGCGGAGAACUGGAGACGCCGACAGGAACCAACCCCACGGACGGGCCGCACGCGCCGUCCUCCACCCCGCCGGGGCAACACGGCCCCAAGCCGCCCCCCAGCAGAGCAUCUCCCCAGCUGGGCAGCCCGUUGGGCCGGAGCCGCCACAGCAGCAGCCAGUCGGACCUGACCGCGCCGCCCAGCAACUCGUCUGGCCUGAGCUUCACCGCCUGCAUGUCGGACUUCUCCCUCUACGUGUUCCACCCGUACGGCGCCGGGAAGCAGAAAUCGGCCGUCACGGGCCUGCCUCCGGGCCCGGGCCCGCUAGACGACGAGCCGUCGUCGGUGACUGGCCGGAAGGACUCGCUGUGCAUCAACCUGGAGUUCGUGAAGGUCAGCCUGUCGCGCAUGAGGCGCACCGGAGCGCCGACCUUCAUCGAGAGCUUCGUCUCCAAGGGAGGCAAGAUGGACACCACCCUGAUCAACAUCUCAGCCGUGUGCGACAUCGGGUCGGCUUCCUUCAAGUACGACAUGCGGCGCCUGAGCGAGAUCCUGGCGUUCCCCCGGGCCUGGUACCGCCGCAGCAUCGCCAGGCGCCUCUUCCUGGGAGACCAGACCAUCAACCUGCCGCCCUCGGGUCCCGCCACCCCGGACUCGGCGGAGAGCAUCGCCCAGCACCUGUCGCCCGAGUCCAGUCGGAAGGCGUACUGGAGGACGUGGGACGGCGGCUCGGCGGCGUUGCACGCUCCGCAGUCGCCCAACGUCUUCUCGGAGCACGCCAACAUGUCGCCCGGUGGCCUGGGCCACCUCAAGUCCCCGGCGCCUGGCCGCACCCGCAGCGUGUCCGACUCGUCUGCCCCUAGGACCGAGCCAGUGGCCAAAACGUCGACGCCCGCCUUCGGGAAGAACGGGAAGUCGGCCGGCCAGCAGGGGUCGCCAUGGGAGACGCUGGUGGUGUUCGCCAUCAACCUGAAACAGCUGACCGUCCAGAUGAACAUGAGCAACGUCAUGGGCAACAACACCUGGACCACCAGCGGCCUGAAGAGCCAGGGCCGCCUGUCGGUGGGCAGCAACCGUGACCGCGAGAUCAGCAUGUCGGUGGGCCUGGGCCGCUCCAAGCUAGACUCCAAGGGCGGCGUGGUGGGCGGCAACAUCGACGUCAACACCCUGGAGAUGGUCGCCCACAUCUCGGAGCAUCCCAACCAGCAGCCCGGCCACAAGAUCCAGAUCACCAUGGGCUCCACGGAGGCGCGGGUCGACUACAUGGGCUCCAGCAUCCUGAUGGGCGUGUUCAGCAACGCCGACCUGCAGCUGCAGGACGAGUGGAAGGUCAACCUGUGUGCAGUGGACAGCAGCCUCUCCGAGAAAAGUCAGAUCUUUGUGCACGGCGACCUGCAGUGGGACGUCUUUCAGGUCAUCAUCUCUCGCUCCACAACGCCCGACCUCAUCAAGAUCGGCAUGAAGCUCCAGGAGUUUUUCACCCAGCAGUUCGACACCAGCAAGCGGGCACUGUCCACCUGGGGCCCCGGGCCCUACCUGCCCCCAAAAACGCCCGUCAUCAGCGCCGAGAAAGGAGCUGCGGAGCUCUACGUGGACGCCGCCCAUCACCGCCACUGGCCCGGCGUGCUGAAGGUCGUCGCCGGCUGCCACAUUUCGCUCUUCCAGACGCCGCUCCCCGAAGACGCCGUGCAGCUUGGCGGCUCCAUGAGUCUCCAUGGCAACCACACGACGCUGGCCUGCUUCCACGGGCCCAACUUCCGGUCCAAGUCCUGGGCGCUGUUCCACCUGGAGGAGCCCAACAUCGCCUUCUGGACCGAGGCGCAGAAGAUCUGGGAGGACGGCUCCAGAGACGACUCCACCUACAUCGUGCAGACGCUGGACUUCCAUCUUGGACACAACACCAUGGUAACGAAGCCAUGUGGCGCCCUGGAGAGUCCCAUGGCGACCAUCACCAAGAUCACGCGCGGUCGCCACGAGAACCCGCCACACGGCGUCGCCACGGUGAAGGAGUGGUUCAACUACGUCACCGCCAUGCGGAACAAAGAGCUGAACCUGCUGCGUAACGUGGACUCCAGCGGCGAGCAGAGCGGCGAGGCGGCGCGGAGCUCCAGCCUGCUCAGCAGCUUCCGGGGUUCGCACGCCUACGACCACGAGACCGAGACCAUCUUCGCCCUACCCAGAAUGCAACUGGACUUCAAGUCCAUCCACGUGCAGGACGCCGACGAGCCGGCGCUGAGCGACGCCGGCGGUAAGCCAAAGGUGGAGUGCAGCAUGGUGACGGAGUUCACCGACCACAUCUGCGUUACCAUGGACGCGGAGCUCAUCAUGUUCCUGCACGACCUGGUGUCCGCCUACCUGAAGGAGAAGGAGAAAGCGCUCUUCGCCCCGCGGCUGCCGGUCGCCCGGCAGGGCCAGAAGAGCCCCACGGCGCCGCAGGACGACGGCGGCGCGCAGAGCGAACGCGACGACGCCGUCAACUACACCGCCGUGGACUGGAGGGAGUUCAUGUGCAACACCUGGCACCUGGAGCCCACCCUCAGGCUGAUCUCCUGGACCGGCAGGAAGAUCGACCCGGUCGGGGUGGAUUACAUCCUGCAGAAGCUGGGCUUCCACCACGCCCGCACCACCAUCCCCAAGUGGCUGCAGCGCGGCGUCAUGGACCCGCUGGACAAGGUUCUGUCGGUUCUGAUCAAGAAGCUGGGCGCCGCCCUGCAGGACGAGAAGGACAGGAAGGGGCGGGACAAAGAGGAGCACUGAGGGAGGGACUGGGACCCAACUGGGGUCCAAACGGGAUCUAACUGGGAGAUUCGGCUGGAACCCAACAGGGACCUAACUGAGAUCUAACUGGGACCCACUGGAACCAAACCAAUACCCAACUGGGAGAUACUUCAGGGAUCCAACUGAGAUCCAGAUUGAACGGGGACCCAUCCGGACUGAUUACUCUGACCACUCUUCAUCCAGAACCACGCUGCUGCUGCUAGCAUCAUUGACCUGAUGGACGGUCUAGUUCAUGUAAACACACCUCGGCCUUUUCUUUGUUUCCCAUGGAAGACGAUCAGGCAUGCUUCAUGUAGGAUAGUGACCAUCAGCAGCUGCUCCUCAGACCUCACCAUGAUUGUUUUAACUCUUUAUUUAUGGGAUGUGGGAACGCUACGUGACUCUGGUGUUGUAGCUUGGUCCGUUUUUUAAUCCGCAGUAGAACCAGUGUACAUAGAUCCGUUUCUUAAGUGUGUUGAUUUCUUAACGUAAUAAAACCAUUUCCAUUCAGGGUGAAA